Messenger RNA from Cercopithifilaria johnstoni, 2817 nucleotides. The record is from the annotation of a GenBank genome assembly. Lineage: Eukaryota; Metazoa; Nematoda; Chromadorea; Rhabditida; Onchocercidae.
AUGUUUCGAGAUAUACGUUGGCUCAGCAGUCGUCGACAACAGUUUAUUGCUCUUUCUACCGAACAGAUGGCAUUUUAUGAAGAUGUUGGUGAGGUCCGACCAAAGUUGCUUCGAUGUUUACCAUUCAACCAAGCCAAUGAACUGGGAUAUCUGCAAUGUUUCGAUCUAAGCCCUUUGUCUGAUGAGGCUUUAGCAUUGGGUUAUGAGAAUGGCAAAGUGGUGAUAACUAAGGUAGCUGCUGAGCCAGAUAUUAGGAAUCUGAUCGACACUGUGGAAUUAGUGUGUGAUUUUCCGAAGUCAAUUACUUUCUUAAACUUCAGUUCUGUAACAGAUGCUUAUUUGGCUGCAUGUUUAGAAGGUGGACGUUCUCAAGAUUAUACUGUCUGUGUUUAUGACAUCAGCAGUCCGAAAAGUCAUAUUUUUUAUGUUAACUGCAAUGAACGUGUAAUGGAUUUAACUUGGCUCAGGAAUGAUCCGAGUAUGUUAUGCUUGGGAUGUUCGCGCUCAAUAAAAUUUUUCGAUAUACGAGAAUGCGCACGACCAGUUUGCUCCGUGCCUGUUUCAAAUCAGGUGCGAAGCAUAAGUGCUGGUGAUGUACAUUUUUGCAUUGCUUGUAUCAUUGACGAUUUUGCUUGUAUAUACGAUCGGAGGCAUUUGAAAUCUCCCUUACAUAGAAUGCAAGUUUCCUACUUUAAAAAGAAUGACGCUGGUGCAGUGAAAAUAUUAUGGAAUCCUCAUUCCCCAACUUGCUUGUCCUGUUUUCGCCGUAAUUCUAGGGUUGUUACAGAACUUAUAUCACCAUGUGAAAGCAUUUUGGAGCAUAGCAUAGCAGAAAUUCUAAGUUUUCCAAUGUCGGACGCAAUUGAUUUGGUUCAAAGCGGGUUUCGUAGCUCUCGAUAUUCAGAGGAUACCAGCUUCAUGAAGUUAUCACAUCCAUAUUUGGAACUGAAUUAUAAGUUCUUUGGCAUUUCGAGAGUUUCUGGGUUUACCUGGCAUCCUGAAAAUUGUGAUCGGUUGUUAGUGGUGGCACCAGACGGAGGGCAUGGCGCGUUUGAAAUCAGGCUUGCUACGGUUAACAAGUUUGUAACAGGCGAUUAUUCAUCGCAAGGCUUUGUCGCUCAUGCUUCCGGUUGUCAGCUUUAUGUGCGUAAUGCAGAUCCAAUUGUAACCGAUGAAUCAGCAGAUAUAUCGUUUGUGAUGAAAAGUCGUGCUGCCAGAAAUUUUGGUUCUCCUCCAAGCAUAACUUUGGAAGCAUAUACACGAUCUUGCAAAGAGAUUAUUGAUUGCUGUCCGUAUUCAACAUCUGAAGUGAAAUGGCUCUGGAAAUGGAUACGUCACAUGAUUAGUAUUGUGGACUGGAAACCGUGCAUCUAUGGAACAUUGUUUCCGGGUGUUAUGGAUAUAAUGGAACACAGUUUAGAUCCUGACAAAGAUGAACUUACUACGGAACGAAUAUUCGUUUUUGAUCCAUUUCUUGGGCGCAUCAGAUUGUACAGAGGGAAAGAACGAGAUCGAGUGCUUCGGAUGUGCGGCUGGCCUGCUCUUGGUGACAUCGUACAACUCGAUGCAUUUAUUGACGAAAAUAUUGUAGAAAGGAGGACACAAAGUCGAGCAGUAGCGGCAGCACUGAUUACAGCUAAUUCAUCCAGGAUGGAAAAAAUUUUAAAUUCGAUGUUGGAGAAGGCCAGAGAGUCAAAUGAUGAAGGCUUGCUGGAGAUGGAAGCUUUUCAAGAAGCUUUGCAGCAUUACCGAGAGCUUCCAGAACAAUGGAAGUCGUUUUCUGGAAGUCUCAGGAGCACUGUCAAAGAUCCAUAUUUCACUAUGAUCAUAACAUUUCUGGAUGGUCGUUGUGAUAAUUUUUCCAACCUCCACUGCAUUAUACAUCAGCAGUUGAGUUAUACAUCUUAUUACGAUCAGUAUUUUAUGAAGUCAAUGAAGGAGUUAUUCACGGAUGCGUGUUUAUAUCGAACACUUUUCGGUUUACUCAUCAUCGGUAUCUCGUAUGAAAAGGCUACUCAUGACUUAUUGUCACAAUACGUGGAUUACACGGGAGACAUACAAACAGCUACAGUUUUGUUAGUGGUGGGACGCUGUUUUAUGAAGGAACCAUCGUGGCCUGUAGCUUAUUCAACUGAAGAGGUUGCUAGCAUUGAUUUCGACUUACAAACUGUUGAAGACAAUGAAGUAUGCAAUGAAUUAGAUGGACAUAUCAGACGAAGUUACACCAUUGUAUGUGAUUAUCUAGAUAUGCUGAACAUAUGGGGUAUGUGGGUUCAAAGGGCUCGUCUUGAUUGUAUACUUGGAUGGAGACGGGAUGCUAUUUUGCUGGAAUCAAGAAUUAAUCAAAAUACUGUGCAGAUUGACUUUCAGGCUGAAAUUUGUUGUCAAUUUUGUCCGCAGAAUAUCACAUUGGAUAAGUCGGAUAUUUCGGCAACUUCCGUGCCAUCUGCAGUACUCGUACCUGCAACCCGAUCGAAUAUUUCUACAACGUCAUUAGCUUCUCCGUCGAUCCCAGCUCGAGAAAUGGCAUGUCCCCAUUGCUUGAAGCCACUUCCAAAAUGCAUACUGUGUCGUAGGCACAUGGGUUCAUAUGUUCAGACAGAGUGUCACGAACUUGGCCACUUAUCUUCUUGGUUCACCUGGUGUCAGAAAUGCCGUCACGGAGGUCAUAUGGCACAUUUAUGGCACUGGUUCAAUGGUCAUGCGGAAUGCGCAGCAAGCGGUUGUUUAUGUAAUUGCAAAAUGGAAGAUAUCGAUAUUGUCGGAUUGAAUGUUGACCCACCGCAGCCCUGUUUAUUUUGUGAGGAUGCGUGCUAA